Mytilinidion resinicola is the source of this 156-nucleotide messenger RNA. RefSeq lists its product as uncharacterized. The transcript has a single exon. Lineage: Eukaryota; Fungi; Ascomycota; Dothideomycetes; Mytilinidiales; Mytilinidiaceae. The annotation marks the transcript as partial. The record is from RefSeq and is a predicted model, not a curated record.
UUGCGGAAGGCUAAUUUAAAAUCUGUUGUAAAGUUCCUAUAUAAAGAUAUUAUUAGCUGCUAUAGGCUUAUAGAGCGCCUAAGUAUUAAUAGCAAAGGGGAGAAUAUAGAAAAGGUGCUUAAUAUACUUAUACUAUAUAGUAUAAAGCGCGUUUAG